UCCAAGAAGAGCUUAGCUUCCGGUUUCGCCUCAAGCUCUUCUUCCAUCCAUCCAUCCAUCUAUCUAUAAACGUACGCGAUUAAGUACUAGCAGUGGUAGCUCCCCCCACAUCUGUCGUGCUUGUACCUCUCCCUGCAUUGUUUUUGUUCCAUCUGUUGUGUAACCUGCAAUGGAGUGCGAGACCGGCCUCGUCGGCUCCCUCAACGGCGAGGGGCUCUGUAUGUCGGCCCCCCGCGCCGACCCCCUAAACUGGGUGAAGACCGCCGAGGAGCUCACCGGGAGCCACCUCGAGGAGGUGAAGAAGAUGGUGGCGCAGUUCCGCGAGCCGCUGGUGACCAUCGAGGGCGCCUCCCUCGGGAUCGCGCAGGUGGCCGCCGUGGCCGCCGGCGCCGGCGUCGCCAGGGUCGCGCUCGACGAGUCCGCCCGCGGCCGCGUCAAGGAGAGCAGCGACUGGGUCAUGACCAGCAUGAUGAACGGCACCGACAGCUACGGCGUCACCACCGGCUUCGGGGCCACCUCCCACCGCCGGACCAAGGAGGGCGGCGCGCUCCAGAGAGAGCUCAUCAGGUUCCUUAACGCCGGUGCCUUCGGAACUGGCACGGACGGACACGUUCUGCCCGCCGAGGCGACACGCGCGGCUAUGCUCGUCCGCAUCAACACCCUCCUGCAGGGUUACUCCGGCAUCCGCUUCGAGAUCCUCGAGGCUAUCACCAAGCUGCUCAAUGCCAAUGUCACGCCGUGCUUGCCGCUCCGGGGCACCAUCACCGCAUCCGGUGACCUUGUGCCGCUGUCCUACAUUGCCGGCCUCAUCACCGGCCGACAGAACUCUGUUGCGGUGGCCCCUGAUGGCAGCAAGGUGACUGCUGCCGAGGCAUUCAAGAUCGCCGGGAUCGAGCACGGGUUCUUUGAGCUGCAGCCCAAGGAAGGCCUUGCCAUGGUGAACGGCACGGCUGUGGGCUCUGGUCUUGCAUCGACCGUGCUCUUUGAGGCAAAUGUUCUUUCCGUGCUUGCCGAGGUCUUGUCUGCCGUGUUCUGCGAGGUGAUGAACGGCAAGCCGGAGUUCACUGACCACUUGACCCACAAGCUGAAGCACCACCCUGGACAGAUAGAAGCGGCUGCAAUCAUGGAGCACAUUUUGGAGGGAAGCUCAUACAUGAAGCAGGCAAAGAAGCUUGGCGAGCUCGACCCGUUGAUGAAGCCGAAGCAGGACCGGUAUGCCCUCCGCACUUCGCCUCAGUGGCUUGGCCCACAAAUCGAAGUUAUUCGCUUUGCCACCAAGUCGAUUGAGCGUGAGAUCAACUCCGUCAACGACAACCCGCUCAUCGACGUCUCCCGUGGCAAGGCCAUCCACGGUGGCAACUUCCAAGGCACCCCCAUCGGUGUCUCCAUGGACAACACCCGCCUCGCCAUUGCUGCUAUUGGCAAGCUGAUGUUCGCGCAGUUCUCGGAGCUGGUGAACGACUUCUACAACAAUGGCCUGCCAUCCAACCUGUCCGGUGGACGCAACCCGAGCUUGGACUAUGGUUUCAAGGGCGCCGAGAUCGCCAUGGCCUCAUACUGCUCUGAGCUGCAGUUCUUGGGCAACCCGGUGACUAACCAUGUCCAGAGCGCGGAGCAGCACAACCAGGAUGUGAACUCACUUGGUCUGAUCUCAUCCAGGAAGACCGCCGAGGCUAUUGACAUCUUGAAGAUCAUGUCCUCCACGUUCCUGGUCGCCCUGUGCCAGGCCAUUGAUCUUCGCCACAUUGAGGAGAACAUGAAGACAGCGGUGAGGAACUGCGUGAUGCAGGUGGCCAAGAAGACCCUGAGCAUGAACAACAUGGGCGGCCUCCACAUCGCCCGCUUCUGCGAGAAGGAUCUGCUGACCGCGAUCGACCGCGAGGCGGUGUUCGCGUACGCGGACGACCCGUGCAGCCCCAACUACCCGCUGAUGCAGAAGCUGCGGGCGGUGCUGGUGGAGCACGCGCUGGCCAACGGCGACGGCGAGCGCGCCCUGGAGACCUCCAUCUUCGCCAAGGUGGCGGAGUUCGAGCAGAACAUCCGCGCGGCGCUGCCCAAGGAGGUGGAGGCCGCGCGCGCGUCCGUGGAGAACGGCACGCCGCUGGCUCCGAACCGGAUCAAGGACUGCCGCUCCUACCCGCUCUACCAGUUCGUGCGCGAGGUGUGCGGCACCGAGUACCUGACCGGCGAGAAGACACGGUCGCCCGGGGAGGAGCUGAACAAGGUGCUGGUGGCCAUGAACGAGCGCAAGCACAUCGACCCGCUGCUCGAGUGCCUCAAGGAGUGGAACGGCGAGCCCCUGCCGCUCUGCUGAGCAGUCGACGAGAGAAGGUAACACCAAAGGAAAAGAAAACACGUACACACAAAGUGAAUAUAGAAGUGUUCAAGACUGUGAAGCGGGAGGUUCCUGGUAUAUCUACGUUCAUUGUACUUAGUUAAGUUGAUGUUACUGUUGUUUUUUCUCGCUGCCGCCAUGCCAUGAGCAGGCGAGGCAGGCAGCUUCUCAAACUUGUGUUGUUGUAACUUGUAUGAUGGGAGCUUAAGUACAUUACUUUGUUUCAAAAUA
Messenger RNA from Triticum aestivum (bread wheat), 2566 nucleotides. RefSeq names its product phenylalanine ammonia-lyase. Gene Ontology annotation, biological process: L-phenylalanine catabolic process. The transcript is spliced from 2 exons. Gene Ontology annotation, molecular function: ammonia-lyase activity. Lineage: Eukaryota; Viridiplantae; Streptophyta; Magnoliopsida; Poales; Poaceae. The coding region runs from base 170 to 2314 and encodes 714 amino acids. Gene Ontology annotation, cellular component: cytoplasm. The record is from RefSeq and is a predicted model, not a curated record.